AUGGCCGCGCAGAUGCUCCGUCGGUGGAGUAGCUUCUACGGCGCCUUCGACUCCGUGGACGCCGCCAUCGAGGCCGCCGACCCAGACCAAUUUUCCCGCCACGUGUUCCAGCGCGCGAGGGGGGACCUGCUGGUAGGGCUCUGCAACGCCGACGACGACGGCCAGGCGGAGCGUAUCUGCGGGAUUCUCGACGACCUCAUGGCAGAGUCUCUCGAGACGCUCAGGGUGGUUCCAUCAACGCCAGAGGUGCCCAUCUCCACGAAACUCGCCGAGUCUGUGCGCGCGCUGCGGGAGCACGACUCGGAGCGCGUCCGCCUCCUCGCGCGCGGCAUCGUGAGCGGGUGGGAGACCUCCGUCCAGGAUGAGGUCGCCGAGGUCACACCAGCCAUGCCCGUGAAGAAGAAGGUGGAGAACGUGCCGCAGCCCAAGGCGACCGUCGGCGAGCAGCAGCAGCAGCGUGCCUCCGCCGAUCCUGACGCGAAGACGAAGCGACCUACCAAGAUCGUCGGCGAGCCGUUGUCCAAGAAGACGGCAGAAAUAAUCAAAAAGGCGUCCGAUCCUGCCGCCGGCUUCGUCGACGGUGACCGUGCCGGGUUCUGCUUGGAGGACAAGAUGGAAGCCGCGAAGCGCAAGCUCCGCCAGGGUUACCAGGAAGCAGAAGACGCCAAACGGCGGCGCAAGACGCAGUUGGUGCAGGCGCCCAAGAUGAUGCAGCCAAUCAGGAGGUGCAGCAGCUCCAUGGUCAAGAAAACCUUCUCCAUCAGGACGCAGCUUCACAGCUAG
Messenger RNA from Aegilops tauschii subsp. strangulata, 783 nucleotides. NCBI's taxonomy places the organism in Eukaryota, Viridiplantae, Streptophyta, Magnoliopsida, Poales, Poaceae. The record is from RefSeq and is a predicted model, not a curated record.